Drosophila mojavensis is the source of this 2667-nucleotide messenger RNA. Its product is annotated as proton-coupled amino acid transporter-like protein CG1139. The coding region runs from base 402 to 1937 and encodes 511 amino acids. Gene Ontology annotation, biological process: amino acid transmembrane transport. The transcript is spliced from 6 exons. Gene Ontology annotation, molecular function: amino acid transmembrane transporter activity. Lineage: Eukaryota; Metazoa; Arthropoda; Insecta; Diptera; Drosophilidae. Gene Ontology annotation, cellular component: vacuolar membrane. The record is from RefSeq and is a predicted model, not a curated record.
CAUUCUUGUUCUGUUUGUCAAACCGUGCGGUUGUCAGAACUUUGAAAAUUUCUUUGCAACGUCUUGGCAACGUUUUCAAUUUCCCUCGACACAAAGAAAAUAAGGCUGAGAAGAAAAUUUUGGUUUUCUAUCGAAGCUAGAGCGGUCGCAAGUGUUGAGAAUUGCAUUAGUAAUAUUGCAUUUUAUCUUUUUACAAAAUUAAAUAAACCAAAAAAAUCGAGUCUCAAUUUUUGCACUAAAUUUCCCCAUUAAAUUUUAUUUUGUAUCGCAAAAAGUGUUUGGAAAUUGCUGGAAAACGCACUGCAACGCGUUGACCGAGAGUUUACAGAAUACGUUAAGCGCGCGACAGUUGCCAUUGCCGACAGGAUAACAGGACCAACUGGAUUUUCGCUGCGGUGAAAAUGAGUUUUCACAAAAGCGACUCACGCACGCCGCUCGCACCGGCGGAAUAUACUAAAAUUCCGACGGUUGUGACGGUCUACGACAGCGAGAGGAAAAAUGGCAACAGGAACAACGCGAGCAUGGGCCAGCCCAAGUUCAUCCGCUCCGACAUGGCCGAUGUGCCUGCCCAGCAGGCGGCGGGCUCCACCCUUCCUUUGGUGUUGACGCGCAAAAAAGGCGGCGACGAUGGCGAGGACGGCCUCUACAAUCCCUUCGAGCAUCGCAAAGUGGAGCACCCCACAUCUGACCUGGAGACCUUUGUGCAUCUGCUUAAGGGCUCUCUGGGCUCCGGCAUAUUGGCCAUGCCCAUGGCCUUCGCCAAUGCCGGUCUGUGGUUCGGCCUGUUGGCCACCUUUGCCGUCGGCACCUUGUGCACCUACUGCGUCCACGUGCUGGUCAAGUGUGCCCACAUACUGUGCCGGCGUCGCAAGAUACCCAUGAUGGGUUUCGCCGAUGUGGCCGAGCAGGCCUUCCUGGAUGGCCCGCCCGCCCUGAAUCGCUGGUCCCGCUUCAUACGCUUCAUGGUGAACACGUUUCUGGUGAUCGAUCUGCUGGGCUGCUGCUGCAUCUAUCUGGUGUUUGUGGCAACCAAUGUGCAGCAGGUCGUCGGCGUUUACAUGGACACCGAGCUGAGCGUGCGCCUGUGGAUUGUGAUCGUGUCGGCGCCCUUGGUGUUCAUGUGCCUGGUGCGCAAUCUCAAGUUUCUGACGCCCUUCUCCAUGAUCGCCAAUAUUCUGAUGUUUGUGGGCAUUGUCAUAACGUUCAUCUAUAUGUUCUCGGAUCUGCCAGCGCCGUCUGAGCGCGCGGGCAUCGUGCCGCCCGCACAAUGGCCCCUCUUCUUCGGCACGGUCAUCUUCGCCCUCGAGGGCAUCGGUGUAGUCAUGUCCCUGGAGAACGACAUGAAGAACCCCAGCCACUUCAUUGGCUGCCCCUCGGUGCUUAACUUCGGCAUGGGCCUGGUCAUCGGCCUCUACACACUCGUCGGCUUCUUCGGCUACCUCAAGUACGGGGACGAGACCCAGGCAAGCAUAACGCUGAACCUGCCACUGGAAGACAAAUUGGCUCAGUCCGUCAAGCUGAUGAUUGCCAUUGCCAUAUUCUUCACCUUUACGCUGCAGUUCUAUGUGCCAGUCAGCAUUCUCUGGAAGGGCAUCGAGAGCAAGAUUCCCGCUGCCCGCCAGAACAUGAGCGAGUACGGCAUGCGAGUGGGCCUGGUGUGCCUGUGCUGCGGCAUUGCAGUGGCGCUGCCCAAUCUCGGGCCAUUCAUCUCGCUCAUCGGCGCCGUCUGCCUGAGUACGCUGGGCAUGAUCGUGCCAGCGGUCAUCGAAUUGGCUGUGUACUACGAGGAGCCCGGCUUCGGGCGCUUCAAGUGGCGACUGUGGAAGAACUCCGGCCUGAUACUGUUCGGCAUUGUUGGCUUUGUGACAGGCACGUACGUGAGCAUACGCGAGUUCCAGGCCGAGUUCGACGGCGGCCAUGGGGGCGAUGCACAGUGAGCGGCCGCCGAAGGAUUAUGCUAAUUUAAUUUAGAUUAGUUUUAAUAAAACUCUUCUAAGCACAGGGAUAUCUAAGUUAAGUUUUUAACUAAUUUUAGGGCUAACCAAAGUUUUAUAAGAUUCUCCCUCUGCGACACUUUCACCUACGUUCCCAAUCAAUGCCCCCACCACUCUCAUUUAUCCAUCCACCCUAUUAAAACAUUAAAAUAAAACUAUAAACCGAUUAUGUUCUAACAUCAUGAGCCUCAUUCAAGCUAAUCAACAGGCGGCUAUCUUGCAACCCCUCUGCCCCUAUACCCCUCUGCCUUUCUAACCAUAAAAUUACUAUCAUCCAAGCAAAGUAUUUGAUUUAGUCGAUGCCGCAUUACGAACAGUAAUCGUGGCAUCACAUUUAUUUAGAGAAUUCUUCCAAAAGUGAUUUUGUAAACGUAGUGAUCUUUUGACAGCAAAAUAUAUCGUAGUUAAAGUAGUUGUAAUUAGUUCUUAGCCGAACUAAAUUAGUUACACACACAACAAGAGGAAACAAAACAAAAACUGACAACACACAAAACAUGAACGCAUGCGCAGAACCAAUGUUAGUUUCGUUAUAUUUUUCGUUCAUUAUAAUAUCAUUGAAUUUCUUAAUUUGUAUGCCCUAUUCUAUUAUUCAUGACAUAUAUAUAUAUACACAUACGUAUCCUAAAUGACACAAAUUGCAUCAUUUGCAAAUAAAAUUUUAUUUUCAAAAUAA